Molecule: messenger RNA, 5320 nt
Organism: Danaus plexippus (monarch butterfly)
Lineage: Eukaryota; Metazoa; Arthropoda; Insecta; Lepidoptera; Nymphalidae
Exons: 12
Coding region: 224-2257 (677 amino acids)
Cellular component (GO): nucleus
Source: RefSeq, a predicted model, not a curated record
GAAGUUUGAGUUGCAGAGCUCUCAUUCAUGAACAAAUUUUAUUGAAUUUGUUUAUUAUAUUUUCGUAUAGUUAGUGUUUGUGUGUCUAUUUUUGGUUUUAUGCAGGAUUUAAAUGAUUUGUGAGUUGUCUGCUUGAUAAUUAUGAAACAAAAGGACCAAACAGAUAGAAUCUUAUUACAUGAUAUUAAUAAUUUAUAUCAUUAGGUGUUAAAAUGUAUGCAGCAUGUCUUUUUUGAGUGCUUCGGAAAAUGUGGGUUUCAGCGGUAUAUCCCAAAAUAUAUCUGAUGCGAGUUGUGCUACACAAUAUAAGAUGGCAGUUGAGAGUGUCUCAGGGGGCUGCAGUAGUGAAGUAAAUAUGUUCAUCCAAGAUAGUUCUGGUGAUGAACAGUCAUAUAUAUCACAUAUUAGUGAUAGCUUCUUCCAUACCAAAUUUAAAAUAGAUCCAAGUGAAUUAUACACUUUUCACGAUUCCGAUGUCAUUGCUGGAGAGAUUACUGUAAGUCAUACAGAUGAUAAUUACCUUUUUCCGGAGAGCUCAGAAUACAAAUCAAAGUUCUUGGGGAGUUCAUUAAAGGAAAUUGAUUUAUUGGGUUCCUUAACUAAUGGUGAGGUAAAUAAUGAUAAAAAACACACUGUGACAAAUGGUCACUAUUCUAAAAUAAUAGAUGAUAUUGCCGUUAAUGAAACAGAAUCAAAACCGAUCCCCAAAGGUCAAAAACUGAGGAAUUCUGUACAGAGUCAUGACAAAGUAAAACAUACCAUCUCCAGCCCUACAGUUUUUAACAAUACAAGUCUAUCUGCAAACAAUAGUAAGACAGUCGUGAGUAACGGCAAGAAUAUUGAAAAGACUGCUCCUGCAAUAUCUCCGUCUGAAACAUUUUUAGAUGUAUUUAAAAGAGAACAAGGUGUGACAGAGAAUACUACAGUUAAAAAUGAGCCAACACUAACACCAAUUAAACCACCGAUACCAAUAGCCAAAAAGCAGACUUCUGGUAAAACCAAAUCCGUAACUCCAUCCAAGCCCCGUAAGGGUCGUGGGCCUACGAUUCAUGAAGCACUGCAACGGAUACCAUUGCAACGGAACGCUGUUGCCUUAAAAAAUACAAGAUGGCAGGCGCCCGGGGAGGAAAUGUUCCAAUGUGGACCUCUGAGUGAAAAAAAAGUUAAUGCCUUCCGACAACUGGACACGAGCAGUAGUGAUGAUGAUAAUAUGCCAGAAUUUGAAAUUGGUGUGGGUCCGGUAUGUGUGGAGGAGAGUGCGGCGGAGUCCCGCGGGGCCCGUCUGGCGCUCCGCAGCGCGGCCAUGAGAAGACACGUGGUCAGGGCUGCCACGAGCCUGAAACUAAGCAAGGAUCACAGCGAGCUCAGGGCUCUGACUUCAAUGAUUAAGAAACAAUUGAGUGGCCAGAGCUCUACAUGUCGUCUUCCGCCACAAACCUUGAACUAUUUACUGGCUAAGCGCGGUCUCUCUGAUAUACUGAGCCAACAGGAACGCAGGUGGCUUAGACAAAGCGGCUGGUCAGGCGGUGAGAGUAUUAAAUCUGAAUCAUCGACGUGCGCCGAGGAGAGGUGCACUCAACCCCCACUACCGUCGAGUCGGUAUUGUCUAUCACAUGUCACUCUAGCGCCCGAACAGCGGCUUUACGCUGCUUGCGCAGCUGUGUUCGCUGGCGGUGAGCGCUGCAAACAACCGCUUUUACCGCUGCAGGAACAGACGCCGUUAUGCACAGAACACGCUUGGAAAAGGGAUAACUACGAGCUUCUGAGUCGUGAAAGCAAGCCUAAAUCUGUGCGUAAGCGAGUUUGGUCUGUGAGACCGGCUCGUCCGCCUCGCCCACAACGCCGACCAAAAAGACGCAGGCGGGCUCCCGUUAAAAACACCGCAGAGCAAUCGCUGUCCGAAAUCAAUGUGUGUUCCAAUUCAUCUACAUAUGAUAGCUCAGAGGAUACGGCUAUGGGAGGGCUCAGUGAGAGCGAAUACAUGACUGCUAGCGCUUCCCAUGAACUCGAGGUCGGUCAAGUUCCGCCGGAUGAUAUACUGGAUCCGUCUGUCCUAAGUCAGAUUCCUGACGAAGAGUUCACUGAGUUUUUCAAUCAAGCGGAGAGUGGAGCUUCGUUCGUGGAAGGUUCAGAGCUGGUUGCAGCGCUGGAGGCUGUGUUGGACGACAGACCGAUUGAUAUAGAUGCCCUGGCUACGGGACGAAAGAUACCAAUACACACCGCAGUCAGUAUGGAAUCAUCGAGCACGCCUUCAUAACAUUAUUGCUAAGCUAAAAUAAUCUUUAUGUUGUAAGCAUUUAGGAACAAAAUCGACAUCGUUAGUCUCAAGAGUUUCGUGCUUUGAGUUGGUGUGUGCAUGUUAGGAAAUGAUAGGAUUCCGAAUAAUAGGGAUAUAGUUUGAAACGAUGAGGGGGUUCCGAUAAAUUUGAUUGGAUAUUUGUUUUUUAUUUUUUUUUUUUAUUAAUUUUUUCCUAGCAUAAAUUAUACGUAUUAUAAAAACCAUUGGCAUUUUUAAGGUUUUCAACUAAGCGGUGAUCUUAUCAGUAUUAAUUUUAUAAUUAUUAUUAAUACGAACGAUAAUUUUUUUUUUUUUCUUCGAGUACUUAAAUUUAUUUUCAUUAUAUUCGACAACCAAAACGCGAGCAUUUAAAUAAAUAUAAUUCGUUGUAAAUAUUGGUUAAUUUAAACUAAAUUUAUUUAAUUGAUGUUAUUUAAAACAUUUGUCGGUCCUCGCUUAUUGUAUAGCAUAGAAGAAAUGUUUAGAGAAUGAGACCAUAACUGUAUUGAGAAUUCGACUUAAAGACAUCGGAGUCGUUUGAUUGGUUGAAAAUCUCAAUUCACUAUUGGUCGAUUCGUUGAAUUGAUGUCCUGUGAUUGGUCGGAAUGUUUGAAUUGCUUUAGACUGUAUAGUUCGAAAUAUUGACAUGGCGUUGAAGUAAUAUUCCAGAAAUAGUUUUCAAAUUAAUCUAGACUUAGGGACGGUACGUUCAUUCUAUAAAAUUUAUUUCUAUUUUUGUAAUAUCAUUUAUAAAGGACGAUAAUUGUGUAUAAAAAUUAUAAACAACAAACUUUUAUAUAACACUUGUCUUUUUUUGGUACAUAUUUGCUACAGUUUUGCAAAUAAUCUGCAUGUCACGCAGACACCAAUUUUUUUUAUAUACGUGAACAAAAUAUGAUUAUAAUUAACAAUUAUAUUAUUGUGUUUUGUAUACACACAAUGUUAUUUUAGUAAAACUGUAACAAAUUUAGUAGCACUAGCGAACUCUAUUGCAUAAUUUAUCCUUAGAUCAUUUGAUAUUUGUCAAAGUGAAGCCGUAGUUUAUAAAUUUUAGUAGACUAACAUAUAUAUACCUAGGGAUAGUUUUAACAGAACCAAUUGAAAAAAAAAAGUAACGUAUUUUUGUACAGACGUUUUAUGUUCCUAUAAAAAUAAUUCACGUGAUUUUUCGUAACAGAAUUGUGUGAGCCCAAAAAUUUUUUAUACAAAAAAAAUAUAUUAUAAUCCACCUUUUAACAGCGGGGAACUUUAUAUAGUACAUAUGGUGUAUGUAAAGUACGUACAUCAAAUGUGAUAGCUCUUCAUACUUUGCAUAUACCGUGAGACUGAUGGUGAGUCGGACGAAUGAUUAAUUGAUAUUACACGGCAUUUAUACGGUAACACGUCGGAUUGAACUGGAAUUGUUCCGUUAAAUACAUUAACUUAGAAUGACUUUGCAUCUUAUAAACCGGAUGUUUCCAUGUUUUGUGAUCAAAAACGAUGACACUCAUAGAUUCACAGAAUGUAUGGGAUACAUUUAAUGCAUUUAACUAAAUUGUGUUCAUCAAUGUACCCUUUCACACACUUAUAGUUUUCAUAUUAAUUUUCGUACGAAAAUUAUAACGCUUCAGCUCGUUCAACAAUAUUCGACAAAGGUUUGUAAGUGGAUUGACCUUUUUUUUUUUAUAAAAAUGCCGUGUAAAAAGCUUUAAAUACAUAUAUUCAAAAUAUUUAUUUGUCUUCAUCCAUCAUACUAUUUUCAAUAAUAUUUUAAUUCAAUUUGUUUGUCCAAAGUUAAAUAAUAAUGCAUUCUAAAAAUUUUUGCUAACUAGUGUUUUAAUAAGUUUCGCUUAACAGAUUCCAAAUGACAUCUGUCAGUGUAAAAUGGCGCGAAAGGAUGAAAUGUCAUCCGAUUAAAUAAUUUUUGCAUCACUUGUUAUUUGUUAAUAACUUUAUGUAAGGCGUAACAUAUUAUUGUAACAUUUAUAUAUUCAGCAUGAAGCCGUCAUAUACCAAUUUUCGCAUUAUUUCCGCACUCAGUGUAGUUUAGUUCUGUAUACGCUUAAUUCUCCAUAAGCAGUAAGUACCUGUAAUUUCGUUUUAUAACAAUAUACAAGUAACAAUAGGUUUAGUUUGUGUAAGUUCUAUGUAUUUUUAAUUGCAGUUUAUUUAUUGUUUGUACUUUUGUAGUUUCGAACCGACUGCGCUUUGGGAGAUUAACAUUAUGUAAGGAAAUGCACCUUAGUUAUUAGGAACGACUGGUUUGAUAACGAGUAACUUAAUCAUUAUAAUUUAAACAAACACAUUAUUCUGCAUCUGAACGGGGUCUCAAUUUAAAUAUAUAUUUUUACUAUAUCGACAUUUUGAUUUGAUCGACGUUAAUUCAUCUCUUAUUUGAUCGUAAAUUCAAAUGACGUCUAUGUCAAAUAGUGAUGUACGUUUAUAUGAAUAUCGAUAAGUUACUGACUUUACGGUUGGAUUUGAACAUAUCCACGAUAUAAAGUUUAGUGUUAAAAUAUAAUUGGAAAUCAUUUUGGGAUAAUGCCAAUGAGUAGUUCGUGAUAUAUAUAUCGUUUGAAUAAUAUAUUUGGCUAUGGUGUAGUGUCGUGUGUUAGAGGUUGAAUUAUGGUAAUGUGUAAGAUUCAUCUCGUCGAUAUUUGUCUAGCAGACACUAAUACAGAGAUCAUUGUGUAUAACAUAAUCAAUAAUUUAAUUUAUGAUUGUAUGAUUUAUGAUUAAUUUUUGUUCUUGAAAUAUAUACUAAUACAGAUUAAAAAUAUUUUAUAUUCUCAUGUGUAAUGUAUAGUUUGUGUUGUAAUUUUCACUUUGGGCAACAUUUUCUUAAUGUUUAAAUAUUAAUGAAACAGUUGUUAUAUAUUAUUUUUAUUAAUAAAGCAUGUAUUAUGUUUUGCUUGACAAAUAGCAGCGAGAUCCUAAGGAUUUGCAAUAAUUUGUGGUUAAAAUAUGAAACUGCUACCUCUUUGAUUGCCUGAUAUUAAUGUCGGUAUAUUGUCCAAUGCGUGUAAGAUGUUGAAUUUUAAAUAAAAAUAAGAGUUACUCGUA